AUGUCCACCGCCUGCCGUCGCCGUCUCAUCCGGGACUUCAAACGCCUCUCUACCGACCCACCAUCGGGCGUGUCCGGUUCUCCCUGCCCAGACAACAUCAUGGUAUGGAACGCGGUCAUCUUCGGUCCAUCCGACACGCCCUUCGAAGACGGCACCUUCAAGCUCACACUCACGUUCGACGAGAGCUACCCGAACAAGCCCCCGACUGUCAAAUUCCUCAGCAGGAUGUUCCAUCCAAAUGUGUACGCGACGGGCGAACUAUGCCUCGACAUCUUGCAGAAUCGCUGGAGUCCGACAUAUGAUGUUGCGGCGAUCUUGACGAGUGUACAGAGCUUGCUGCAUGAUCCGAACCCGAACAGUCCAGCAAACGCCGAAGCAGCCCAGCUCUACAGGGAGAACAUGAAAGAAUAUGUCAGGAGGGUCAAGACGACCGUGGAGGAGAGUUGGAUGGAUGGGGUUGUGGAACAGGUGAAAUAG
This is a messenger RNA of Dacryopinax primogenitus, 477 nucleotides long. Its product is annotated as ubiquitin-conjugating enzyme. The record is from RefSeq and is a predicted model, not a curated record. Gene Ontology annotation, cellular component: HULC complex. Gene Ontology annotation, molecular function: ubiquitin conjugating enzyme activity. Gene Ontology annotation, biological process: DNA repair; protein polyubiquitination; proteasome-mediated ubiquitin-dependent protein catabolic process. Lineage: Eukaryota; Fungi; Basidiomycota; Dacrymycetes; Dacrymycetales; Dacrymycetaceae. The transcript is spliced from 3 exons. Bases 1 to 477 code for a protein of 158 amino acids.